AUGUCGCCGGCGGUCUUUGUUUUUACUCACCUAACCAUCUUUACGCAAAGUGGAGAUAAAAAAUAUGUUUUCCAAGGAACUUUUGGUAUAAAAUCAACAGUUCAGUGGCGAAAAGAACUUACUCUCUUUGCAGACCUUGGAUACUUCCUACUGACUACUGUUGCGGGUUUUCAAACUCUUGGAGAAGAAUAUGUGAAUAUCAUUCAAGUCAAUCCUACAUUAAGGCAACAGCAGCCAUCAUUGAAAAGACUUUUGAUGAUAAUUCUACAUGUGUCAAGUCCUUACGUUCUACAAAGAAUCCUGGAUAUAUGCCACCGUCAGCUAACUACUCCAGGUUCCAACCUUGAUUUCUUGUCACCACAGUCUAAGCAUUUCAUUCUCAAAAUCAUCCCUGUCAUCAAGCAAUGUCUUAUGUUUGCCCACAGACUUCAUCUUGCUGCUUUCUACCUGAAAGGAAUUUUCUAUCACGUUGCCAAAAGAGUUACUAACACACAUUAUGUACAGUUUUCUACAAAACCCCAAAGAUCCCUUGCAAUCUUCCGGGUGCUGGGUUGGUUGGCUGCUGCUCAGCUGAUUGGAGGGUCAAUGGUCAGUGUGCACCGAUUCAUCCAGACAUGGCAGGAGGAAAUUAAGGAGCCAGUGACGCAGAUACAAACCAAACAUUUCCAUGAGAAGCUUUCUCAUGACAAAUGUUCAUUAUGUCUGGAACCACGACAGAACACCACUGCAACACCUUGUGGCCAUCUUUUCUGCUGGAAUUGUAUUCAGGAAUGGUGCCAAACUAAAGGUGAAUGUCCUCUGUGUCGUGAGAAAUUUACCACAAGUCGCCUCAUCUUCCUUCAGAAUUAUGAUGGAUGA
Acanthosepion pharaonis is the source of this 858-nucleotide messenger RNA. Lineage: Eukaryota; Metazoa; Mollusca; Cephalopoda; Sepiida; Sepiidae. The record is from the annotation of a GenBank genome assembly.